AUGUAGAUACAUUCUGAAUAUAUUAUUUUAAAUGAAUUUAAGUACAACGAAAAUAUCUUUGUUGUUUCUAAAGGAUUAGAAAUUUUAGAUAAUGUAUUUGUCCUAAAAUACUCUGGUUCAAGCUUUCUUUAUCCAGAAAUUUACAAUUUUAUCUAAUUGGAUGACUACUUUAAACUGAAAAAUCCGAGCUAUGAAAUAAUUGAAUAAAUAAUCAUAUUAUUAUGCAAGAUAUGCUAAGAUUUAAAAAUUCACCCAUCUUGUAUGUUCAAAGAAGGAGUUACAUUUAACCAUUUGACUAAUUGCUUUACUUAUCCAAAAUAGCUUAUUAAUGAGACUAGAGCUUCUUGGGAGCAAAAUGCUUUUGGAUUUAUAAGUAUAUACCUUCAUGAAAACUAGGAUAUAUAAUGGAAUAAAAAGGAAUAGUUAUAUUAACUAAUAGACAAUAUAAUUAAACCAAGCUCAAAUGCUUAUUUAUCACUAUCUAAUGAAAAACAAUUACGCCAAUGUGAAACAGAAUUAACAAAUAGCAUAAAUAAAAUAGAUGAAGAGGAAAAUAAUCACAACUAAUAGAACGAUUCUUAGUCUAUUUAAAUUACAAGUUAAGAAUAGCUGAAUUCAUUUUUAGAAAGCAAAUAAAAUUAAUAUUAGAAUUCUGUUAUUUUUAAGCAUUUGAAGGAUAAAGAAUAUAUUCAACCAUAAAGCUAUGAUUCUCUUGAAUUUUUAAAAAUUUAAAGAUAUGCUUUUCUUUAUAAAAAAGCUGGCCUUCAUAAACUAGCAAAGAUAAUAUUUAAUUAUUAUUACAAGCUGCUUGAAGAUUUAAACUAGAAAACAGUAGAAUUAUAUGAUUCUGAAUAAGCCAAAGAAGUAAAGGUGAAAAUCCCUAAAGAGAAAAUAAUAGAGUAUCUAGAGAUUCUCUAAGAAAAUUAAGUCUAAUUAGAUGAUCUCUUAACUGUUUAAUGCCCAUAGUUAUCUAAAGAGUGGCACUUACAAAGAAAAUUUAGAAUAACGGCAUCUAAUUAUGGAUAAAUUGCAAAGUCUGCUUAGUCAUAAAGAAAUAAAAUAGUUUAAGAUUAACUUUAUCCUAAAUUUUUUGGAAAUGAAGCAACAAGAUACGGAAAUGAAAAUGAAUCAGCAGCUAGAGAUAAAUAUAUUGAGUUGAAAAAAGAUUAUAGAUAUGAAGUCAAAGAAUUUGGUCUUUUAGUUGAUCCAGAUUAUAUUUGGAUAGCAGGCAGUCCUGAUGGAAUAGUUUUUCAAGAUGAUAAAAAAAUAGGAUGCAUAGAAAUAAAAUGUCCUCACAGAAUUAAAGAUGAUGAAAAAAUCAACCAUCAAAAAUUAGAUUUCUUGAAAAAUGAAGAAGGUCAAAUUAAAUUAAAAGACUCUCAUGUUUACUAUUAUCAGUGUUAGGGAAUUAUGAAAUUAAGUAAAGUUGAUUGGUGCGAUUUCGUAAUUUACAAUAAAAAAGAUAUCUUAGUUAUAAGAGUUGAAUAUGAUUCAGAUUUUGUUAAUAAAUUUUACAUACAAUUACACGAAUACUUUUUCAAACAUCUUUUAGUUGAAAAUAUUUACCCAUGCUAAAGCAUUCAUAUCCAGCAGUAAUAAAUGGAUGAGGAAUAAUUCGAAGAAAUAAAGAAUAAUAACUAUAUAAUAAUAGAAAAGAAUAACUAAUUAAAAAAAGAUCAAAUAAAUUAAGAUGAAUAUAAAGGCUAAGAAAUAGAUGAUUGCUCUAAAACUGAGAGCAUUACAAAUGAAGAAGAGGAGUAAAUUGACUCUACCAUUCCGCUUUGA
Tetrahymena thermophila SB210 is the source of this 1785-nucleotide messenger RNA. Its product is annotated as ATPase, histidine kinase-, DNA gyrase B. The record is from RefSeq and is a predicted model, not a curated record. The transcript has 6 exons. Lineage: Eukaryota; Ciliophora; Oligohymenophorea; Hymenostomatida; Tetrahymenidae.